GGCCGCUGCUGCUGUUCUUGCUACCGCCGGCUUAUAUGGUUGGGGAGGCGUUGAAUCGCUUUUAAAAUCGUUCAUGUGUGGUGCGAGCGCUGUGGUUGGCGAUUGUUUCAAGUGAAGCCCACAGCGAGUGGGCGCUGAAUCGUAAUCCCUGUGCGACGAGGCUGUUAGUUGUUCAAUGUCGUUUGUGUGGGAAAGCAGUAGUAGGAGAUCGGUUUAAUCCGCUUUCUCAGCUGUGUGUAUUUUGUAAAGAAAAAUGUGUAUUGUAAGGUGGUAAUGAUCAUGCUGCUGUCGCUGCUUGUCGAUGUAUUGUUUACAACGAAGCCGCUGUCGAACGCAGCCGUAGGCCAGCGGACGGCCCGUUCCGCUACUUCAGUUUUGCCAGGAUCGUACCAAACUGACAAAGAGGCAUUCUCAUGUGACUUAGGAAGAACUUUCGAGUAGAAUACGUUUUACAUUAUGUAAGAUAAGGUGGAAGGGAAACAGAUUCGUGUGCUCGAGAUAACUCGUAAAGAACGCGUGCAGAUCUGGUGAGAUUGUGCCUUUCUGCGAAUACAGCUUAUCCUCGAGCUAGAACCAUGUCCUAGCGGAGGUACAGGACGAUUAGUACAGCCUCUAGAAAACAAAAGUCACGAAAGAGUAGAACGAGCAUCGAUUGUAAAUAGGACAAAUAGGUGGUGUAUUUACAAUAACGUUACAUUUGAACGGUGGAAAAUAAUUGCGUAUUUGCGUUCCGUAUGGUAACGUUCGCCUUCAAGUUGCUUGCCAGCUGUGUUGGAUUUUUUAGAGCUCAGUCGACGAUUUUGGCAGGAUUCACAUUUUACGGGACCGCUACAUGAUUAGAGAGGAGUGAAAAUCGGCGAAUAUCGCACACAAUGAUGCUUUUGCACUGAGUGUCCAGAAAAGGAAGAACUCCGAACGCGGCAAGAAGCUGUCGUGACCAGCCUUUUAUCAACGUGCUAGUGUAUUUGAAUGUGUCUCCAGAACUGACGUAGGCAAGGAAGAGCAUUAGUGUAUGAACAAAAAAUGGAGCAUUUUAUAAAGGGCGGAGCUGCUGCUUCGGGCGCGGCCCUUUUCACGAAUCCGCUAGAAGUUGCCAAAACCCGAAUUCAGUUACAAGGCGAAUUGCAAGCUCGAGGCCAGUACCCUGUGCACUACAGAAACGUCUUUCACGCUUUAUUCACGAUUGCGCGACAUGAUGGUAUUCGGGCUGUACAAAGUGGACUCGGGCCCGCACUCUGCUAUCAGUUUUGUCAAAAUGGUUUCCGUCUAGGCGUCUUCAGCAUACUCGAGGAUCUCGAUUUGACGAAAAACGGCGACGGGACGGUCAGCCUCCCGCGAAGUGUUCUCGCUGGGGCAGUUGCGGGAAGCGGAGGCGCUUUCUUUGCCAGUCCUUUGUACAUGAUUAAAACUCAGCUUCAAGCGAAAUCAACUAAUGCGCUUAUCGCAGUCGGUUACCAGCAUAGACACGGUGGAAUUGUCACUGCGUUAUCAAAGGUGUGGGUCGCUGCCGGAUUAAAAGGUCUAUGGCGUGGUGCUGGUGCAGCGACUAUUCGCGUUAGUACCGGAAGUUCUGUCCAGCUGGGCACCUUCAGCAAAGUUAAAAGCGUUCUUGUACAAUACCUUCCGUCGAUGCAAGAGCGGACAACGCUGUGCACUUUCCUCUCAUCUUUGCUAAGCGGGACAGUAGUUUGCAUUAUUAUGACUCCAUUCGACGUCGUGUGUACUAGACUGUACAACCAAGGCGUCAACCCACAAACUCGCAAAGGCCUAUACUAUAACGGUUUCUUGGAUUGUUUCGCCAAAAUUCUUCGUUCUGAAGGCCCACUGGGAUUCUACAAGGGCAUAUCUGCUGCGUUCUUGCGAUGUGGCCCCCACACCAUCUUGACCCUGAUGCUUUGGCAAACCCUUCGCGAUAUAAAUGUGCCGCCCCCUUCGACCGUAAUUAGUCUGUCCCCUCCAGCAAAACUAGCCGGCUAAAUAAAAUUCUUAUUCUAGUAUUUCACUACUUUACCAUAUGUAUGUUAGGCUGUCGAAGAGCUUAGCUUUUAAGUUAAAUAUGAGUUGCGAAAAUUGAGAAGACUGACAUGUUAGUAGCCAUGAUCUAGCCAAAGAACUAAGCGGUUAAGAAAGCUAGUUACAGAAAAAGCUCGAUGUUUGGAUGGCACACGAAUCGACACAAGGAAGCUUACUCGAUCUGUGAAGCUUCACAGAAAUGCAACAAAAUGGGGUCAUUUCUAAAGAGACUGAUGACGAGCGAUGUGAAGUCAAUCACAUACGACCAUGUGCAGAAGAUGCUAUGUGUAUUUGAUGGGAUUGAAAAGGUGUUGUGACUUACGAGUUGGCGCCGCCUCACGAGACGAUUGAUUAGGGCGCUUAUUGUUAACAACUAGGAACGUUACAAUAAGCCAUUGGAAAGAAUCGAACGGAAAUGAUGAACAUAAAAAGCGUUGUCUUCUACCAUGACACUGUCAGACCGCAUGCAUCUUUAAUUGCCCAGCAAAAAUUGAGGUAACUUAGAUCGAAAAUCUUAAUGCAUCUGCGGCAGAAGCCGGACUUCGCACCGGUGGAGUAUCAUCUGUUUCAAUCUCCGUGGAGUUGUUUCAAUGGUGUGAAUUUCGUUUCAAUGAAGGGCUGAAAAAAUCACUCGUCAGACGUCUUAUCGCCCAAUGACCAUAGAAAUUUUACGGUAUUAGGAUUUUGGCAUCACCAGAAAAUCGUAGAAUAUCGUCGACCAAAAUGGUGCAUAUUUAGUGUAGUAAUAUUAUUUUAAAACGUAAAAUUGUUUGCUUUCAUUACAGCGCAUAAUAGUUGAAUUGUCUUAGUAAUAGUUGAACUUAUCGCAUAAACACAAAAAAAAUUUUAAUCUGCAUCUAUAUGCAGGUUUGGUAUUUUUGUUUUGGGUCUCCGCGCAUUCGCAGAAGAGAUAAAGAAAGGAGGCUUUUCAGUGAAAAAGGCACGACCGCGCGUAGAGGAUGAAGGCAAGCGGUGGUUUAUAGCGGAAGAGCGAUAUAAAAACUGCCGCUCAAAAAUUAUUCUUCGUCAAUAUCAACAUCGAUUUUGUACUCUCUGGUCCGUAGAUGACAGGGACGAUCCAUAAGGGCGGCUUUAUAAUACACACUAAUCGACAAUGAUGAUUAUCAAUUAAUUAUUAGUAUUCUAAUGACAGUUAUUCAUGCAUGAUAGUCUACUCUUCCCUGUACUAGGUGAACUGUACACGUGAACGGAUCAAUAGACUGUGAUCAAUCGUUAAAUGACCAAGGUAAACUGUACAUAAAGGGGUGGAGAAGAAUUCAUUUAGUAAUGCGUAUUUCUAGAUAGUAAAAGAAACUGUGUAAUAAUCAUAGCUUGCGUAAUUAUAAAAAUUAAAUGAAAAAUAAUGGAAGGGUGAACGGAGGUAAUGUUGAAAGGCCUAAAUUAGACCUUAACACCUACGGAUAUUUCACUAAUAAUACACAAGCUAGCAUUGAGUUGGAUGUGAUCGGAAAUCCGUGAAGCUUGUAGAAAAUAAUUAUUCAUUUAAGAAGUCUUAUUAAACGUUUCCUGUUGCCGGCAUAAACGGUUGUCAGUUAAAGAAAUUGCUUUAGUUUUUAAUAGCUUAACUCUUCAAUGCCUAAUUAAAUCAUUAUUAUUUCUUUGUUAGAACAGUACACCCUUCUGAAAAAAGGGCGAUUUCAGCUGUACGUCAAAUACAUUGCUAUUUUUUUCCUUGUAAUAAUGAUUUGUAAGAAAAACACAAAGGUAAUGUUCUUCUUAUUUAAAGAACACUUAACUAAAAAUCUUUAUUCUUUAAACAUACAGGUCAAUAACAUGUACAUAGUAUAUAUAGUGAUGCGGGAAAUAUAGAAAUAAAGAAAAAAUGUUUUUAACUAAUCCUAGAUUAUUUGUUCCUAGGAGUCAGUUUGUCAUGAACUGUUUCUCUGUUUGUGGUUGCUAAACAUAGCAUGUGAUCUAAAAAGGAAGGAAAUAGAUCGCUUAUUAAGACGGCAAUACUGUGGUUUCUUUCCUCAUUCCUAACAUCUGUGCAGGAAAAAUGCACUCGGAGGAGGUACUGCUUCAUUGUCCCAUCAAGCAUCCGACAGGCUUGUUUGUUGUGAAGUGAUACGUACAUUGAUAUUUGACAAAUGAUGAUUUGACAAAUAGAUCAGCUGGGUACGACCUAUUUGAUAGAUAAUCGUGUGUGAUAAUAAACUGCCUUACUGAACAAAAAAUAUUCUACUAUUGUCACUUAAAACAGGGAUUUAGCCAAGCAAUGAAAUCAAGAGCCAGUUAUUCAGAUUUCCUAUUUAGGGACAUAUGUCGCGAUUUCAGUUUGCCGAUACGUGUCCCAUUUCAGUGUUCUUCUAGGGAUAAGGGCUGCAUGUUAUUUGCUGCCUUGAACCCGACAAAAAGGAUUCAGCCUACUGUGAUGUAAUACUGCCGGGUCCUUCCUCUGCACUCUGAGCGCUGUAACAUCAACUCAGUCAGCUAGAUAAGCUUUAAAUUCCUCGAAUCUACCUAUUACCUGGAUAUGCAUCUCAAAAAAUAUUUGAAGGCUUACAAAUGGACCGAACUUUAUGACAUCUGCUUCCCAGUUUUGUGGACUAACCUUGUAUUCUUUGCAUCUUUAUCGUCGUUGCGCGACUUCAAUGUCCAUGAAAUAUAAAUAGUAAUAAUUAAGAAAGAAAAAAUUAUUUGGUAAUAAGCGAAGGAAGGGGUGUAUGA
Molecule: messenger RNA, 4701 nt
Organism: Varroa destructor (honeybee mite)
Lineage: Eukaryota; Metazoa; Arthropoda; Arachnida; Mesostigmata; Varroidae
Product: solute carrier family 25 member 35-like
Source: RefSeq, a predicted model, not a curated record